AUGCGCGUCGUCGCGUCGUCGAGUCGCUUGCCAGCGGCGACGUCUUCGCCGUCCCGCUCAUUGCGUUCGUCUUCUUUGCGUCUCCACGCGAGCGAUCGUCUAUCCCAGGGGAUGAGCUCGCGUCAGCACUCGUACAUCAUAGAGUAUUUGCAUGUCAUCGUGGGUCCGAGGAAAGGCCGUCGUGCGCUCGGGCACAAAGACUUUGAAAAGCUCCAGCGGGCAGAGAGUGCUUUGGGCGGAGGCGGCGUCGCCGCGAUAAAGGAAGCGCUCGAGCGCGAGCGCGAGGCCACGCGAGCGAUCGAGGCCGAGAUAGAGGCGAAUACGUACGCGCCGGAUCACGAAAUGCGCACGUUGAAGGCGAAGAAACUUCGGUUGAAGGAUGCGCGCACGGCGCUGGAGAGGGACCUUCGAGCGGCUGAGACAGUUGAGGCGCUCGGCGAAGGCGGUUCCGGUGGGAAAGUGUGGCGAGCGCGAGACACUGAGACCGGAGAAGAGGUGGCGGUGAAAGUGGAGGACGAUGUCGGGACGAGCGCGCUGGAGAAGGAGUACGAGACGACGAAGCUUGUGCAUGCCGCAGCGCCGAAACAUUUCCCGUCGGUUCGAUACUUUGGUAAACAGAACGUCAUGGAUAGACCGUCGCGGGUGAUGGUGCUCGAUUUGCUUUCGGGUGGAAGUCUUGAGGAUCUGUCUCAGCGUGUGACGCUGGGAACGGGAUUCUCUCGCUGCACCGUCUCUCGUCUUGCGAUGAGGUUGUUUUCCAUCCUCGAGGCAUGUCACUCCGUGCGCGUCGUGCACGGCGACAUCAAACCAGAAAAUCUUCUCCUCACCAAACGCCACGGUGGUGAAGUACAGAUGGUCGAUUUCGGCGAGGCGGUUCGAUUCGAUGACGCGUAUUCAGCGACUGUGGACGACGCGGUGUCGAGAGAUGCGUGGCGUGGAACGAUGCUAUUUUCCAGCGCCAAUGUCGAUUCUGGAUCCAAAAUAACGUUUCGAGACGAUUUAGAGAGCGUUAUCUUCACGUUGGCGUACCUUCGAACCGGUCGUUUGCCCUGGAACGGCGUCAUAGACGGGGCCGACGGGGUCGUGGACGUUCGCACGCUCGCGUCUGUGAAACGUUCCAUCGACACCGGCAUGCGUUUGAUCACGCCCUUGGGCGCCGACGAGCUCUCGAGCGAGCUCGACGCCGACGACGUUGUCUUCUUUGACGCAUGUCUCCGACAUGCGCGCGAGUUAACCGCUCGCGCCGUUCCGAAUUACGAGUGGCUCGCCCGAGUUGCUCGUGCAUACGCCGCUGGUUGCGACGAACGUCCGUAUGAAUGGGACGCCCACUGA
Molecule: messenger RNA, 1332 nt
Organism: Ostreococcus tauri
Lineage: Eukaryota; Viridiplantae; Chlorophyta; Mamiellophyceae; Mamiellales; Bathycoccaceae
Product: Serine/threonine-protein kinase, active site
Exons: 1
Coding region: 1-1332 (443 amino acids)
Biological process (GO): endocytosis; signal transduction; peptidyl-serine phosphorylation
Cellular component (GO): cytoplasm; nucleus
Molecular function (GO): ATP binding; protein serine/threonine kinase activity
Source: RefSeq, a predicted model, not a curated record